GUUUCAAUCAAACAUGUCUCACUUACGAUCCAAUUUAAACACAUACACGUAGGGAGGAUAUGUUGUUGUCGUUGUUGUUGUUCUGGUAGGACAACAGUUGUCUCUUAAACAUUUACUAUAUAUAAGAUUAUUUUAUUUCUAAUUGACAACUGUGUUACCUAUAUCAAUCAAUCAAUGGUGAUUAAUCAGUUAUGUCAUAACAUUAUCCCUUUCAUAAUAUAUUAUGUGCUCACUCUUUAUACUGUUCAUCAAAAUUUUUCAACUUAAGGAAUAUAUAUUAUAUUUAUUAUUUAUACCAUGGACCAUUGCUCAAUCAUCAAAUUGUUUAUCAGGAUGUAAAUGUUCCAUUAAUAGUAAUGAUGGUAAUGGAUUCAAUACAAUUGCAGUUAUUUGUUGUCUUAUCAAUCAAACUAGAUUAUCCCAAUUAAAUAGUAAUAACUAUCCUUCAGAUAUAAAACAUUGUGGAUAUGAUUUAAUCAAUCAUUAUUAUGAUCCUAUUCAUAAUAUGAUGAUAAUAUGGCCUAAUCAUACUUUAUGUUUACCAUUAUGGCGCCAAUUAAAAAUUCAACUUACUGAAAAUUCUUGGUCAAGUUUAAUAUUAUCCAAACAGACUAAACUACAUAUACAAUCAAAAUGUAUGAUAGAAUUAGAAAGAUUAGCUAUUGUUGGUCAAUUGAAUGUAUAUGAUGGUUUUAUUCAAUUGGAUACUAAUCAAUUUCGUAAUCAUAUUUUCUCCACCAUCACCACCUCCACCUCGACAACUACUCGUACUAUUCCUAAUAAUGGUGUUGCCUUAAAAUUACGUCGUUUUACUAUUGAACAAACUAGUUUACAUACAAUAAGUCAAGGAUUUUUUGAUGAAAUUGGUGCUAAUCAUUUAAUUGAUUUAGAAAUACGUCGUAAUAUAAAUUUAACUGAGCAUGGUUUAGGUAUUGGUUGGUUAGCUAAUAUAAAACACCUUCAAUCAUUAGAUCUUAGUUUAAAUCAUUUAUAUCAAAUUAAUUUAGCUAGUUGGGGUCUACCAAAACAUUAUCCAUCAUUACAUAAUCUUGAUUUAAGCGGUAAUUAUUUAAUUCAUUUAAAAGAUCAAAUAUUUAUACGUUUACCAAAUUUAAUUUAUUUAAAUUUAGCUAAUAAUUAUUUAACUACAUUAUCAUCUAAUGUAUUUCAAGGAUUAUCACAUUUGAAAGUAUUAGAUUUACAAGGUAACCAAUUGAGAAUGUAUAGUUUAAUAGUAACUAUGCCAAAUUUAAAUAUUAUAUUACCUCAUUUAAAACAGUUGAUAUUAUCAAGGAAUCCAUUGGCGGUUAUACCGACAUCAAAUGUAAUAAAUAAUAUAAGUAGUCAAUCAUCAUCAUUGAAAUGGUGGUUUACAAAUUCUUGUCCUAAACUAAUGACUACCCUCUAUUUAGAAAAUAUUGGAUUAGUAAAAUAUAAUAGAAGUCAAUCUAAUUCAUUACAAUUACCUAUAAUUAAUUGGGAGUAUUGUAAUAGUUUAACUGAUAUCUAUUUAACUUAUAAUGAUGAUUGGUUAAAAUGUAUAGAUCAUCAAUGGUUAAAUGGAAUUAAUAAUGGAUCAAAUGUACAUCUUAAAUUUCGUAUUCAUCCAUCAACACUUAAAUUAUGUCCAAAUCAUAAUGUUAUUGUUACUAAGUCGGAUCAAUUAACUGAUGCAAUCAGUAGUACUACUACUACUACCAGUGAUGGUGGUGGUGAUGAUACAUCAUUACUUGGUAUAACACAUGUACGAACUACAUCAAUAUCAAUUCAAUCUGUUUAUUGGCCUGUUUCCAAUCAAGAUAAUGUACACGCUCAGAAUAUACAUAAUCCGAAUCAAAAGAAUACUAUAAUUGGUAGUAAUAUAAAUUCCCCUUCAAUUAAUUCAUGGAUAAUUCUUUGCAUAAUAGUCUUUCUUAUAUUUGUAGUCUUUUUUACAAUUGUAUUUGCAAUCAUGUAUUGUAUUCGUUAUUUAAAUAAACGUUUAAAUAAACAAAUAUCUUAUACAUCUGAUAUGAUGAUUAAUGGAUUACAUCACCAUGAACAACAACAAUUUCAAAAAGCUCAUCUAACACCGGAUUUUAGUACUUAUAAACCUGCUAUCAAUAUGGAUACUUCUUCACGAAUACUAUCUCCCUAUUCAUUUAAUUGUAUGGAAUUGAAUAAAGCGAAUCAAUUAUUUCAUUAUACAGAUUUUCAUCCAAUGUGUAAUUCGUGUUUUAGUUUUAAACGUCAUGCUGUUACACAACCUGUUAGUCCUGCUGACAGUGGUCUUGAAGAUAGUACACCAUUAACAUUACAACAAACAAGACAUAUUUUUCCAUCAAUUGAUCGACGAUCAAUACGUUCAUCACGACGUUCACAUCAUCAUCAUAAUCAUCGUCCAUUUCUUGAUACAAAAUUUACAAGAUGUCCAUCAACAUCUGUAUCAUCAUCAUUAUUAUUAUUACAACAUUCACCAAAUCAUCAUAUACCAGAAAUGUCAUAUGGUUGGCCAAUAUCAAUGAAUUUAUCAUCAAAUCGUGUAAAUGCUGCUACUUCAACAGAUGAUGUUUCUAUUGGACCAGCAUCAACAUCUGUAGAUACUGGAGAGGAUGCAUGUAGUAGUACACCUAGCGAUAAAGCGAUAAUUGUGAAUUUAUGUCAAGAAUCCAUGCAGCAAAACACUACUACUGCUACUAUUACUACUAAUAAUAAUAGUAAUGAUAAUAAUAAUAAUAGUAAUAAUAAUAACGACUAAUGAACUCUCGAUUUCUAUCACAUUCAUCAUUGUACAUGUGUGUGUGUGUAUGUGCUGACUGUAAAUACUAUUUUUAAGGGAAUCAACUGCAAGUCGUGUGUUUAUCACUUUUUCGCGGAGGUCAUUAUGUCAAUCAUUUUUUCUUUCAUUCAGCUAAAAACCAAAGUUUUUAAAGACAAAUAUAUUCUAUAUACUUAUACUACUACUAUUAUUAUUUAAGCAAGAUAAGAACUACACUGCUGUUAGUACUACUCCUUAUCAGACUAGUACUUUCCUUGUUUUGUUUCUUCUAGAAUAUAAAGAUGAUUCUUUCUUCUUUUUUUUUUCUAUAAAUAAACCUAAUUUCACUUGUU
Schistosoma rodhaini is the source of this 3090-nucleotide messenger RNA. Lineage: Eukaryota; Metazoa; Platyhelminthes; Trematoda; Strigeidida; Schistosomatidae. The record is from the annotation of a GenBank genome assembly.